UGUUGUUGGGUGAAAAAUAAUAAGGAAAUCCUUAAGCCCUUUAACGGGCUGUGUUAUAAAACAUCGCUCUUGUUUGGAUCUAAUCACCCCCCUUCCGUUCCGAUCCACUCCACCUCUCCAAUGGCCUCCACCGCCAACAAAUCCACCGCCCGGGUCUUCUGUAAAGCGAUGAUCUUGCUUCAACUCCCCCUCCUUGCCACUAUCUUCAUCCUUCUAAAAUCCAAACCCGCCACCAGCUGCUACAAUUCCAUCAUCAGCUUCGGGGAUUCCAUCGCCGACACCGGGAACUAUCUCGUUGCCUUGGGCGAGAAGGCAGGUCCAGUUGCCCAUCCUCCAUAUGGCAAUACUUACUUCCGCCGCCCCACUGGCCGUUUCUCCGAUGGGCGAGUAAUCAUUGACUUCAUUGCUCAGGCCAUGGGGAUGCCGCCCGUGCCGCCGUAUCUUGCGAGAACCAGCAAUCAGGAUCUCCGGAAUGGGGUAAAUUUCGCGGUGGCCGGGGUUACGGCCCUCGACGGCGAAUUCUUUAAGGCCAAAGGGAUGGCUCUCACAUGGCCCCAGUACUCGUUGGGUACGCAGAUCCAGUGGUUUAAGGAAUUGCUGCCUUCUUUCUGCUCCUACAAAUCAGACUGUGAAAGCUUCUUAAGCAAGUCCCUUGUCCUCAUGGGAGAGAUUGGAGGGAAUGACUACAACCAACCAUUCGCCCAGUUCAGAACCUUAGACGAGAUACGAACCUAUGUUCCCAGCGUCAUCAACAUCACUGGUUGGGCUAUCAAUAGCUUGAUCGAGCUCGGGGCCAAAACAUUGGUAGUACCGGGAAUAUUCCCGCUUGGAUGCGUCUCGGCGUAUCUUACGAUCCACCAGAGCCAAAGAAAAGAAGACUACGACCCACAGACAGGUUGUAUCAAGCGGUUGAACGAGUUUUCGGAGUACCACAACAACCUCCUCAAGGCUGAGGUGGAUCGGCUCCGAGGUCUUCACCCCUAUACCACCAUCAUCUAUGCCGACUAUUACGAAGCCGCGAUGGAUAUCUACCGUCAUCCGCUCAAAUACGGAAUUGAUGCACCUCUAGCUGCAUGCUGUGGAGGUGGUGGUCGUUAUAAUUUCAACCUCGCUGUAAUGUGUGGAGCUCCUGGGGGUACGGUCUGCAGCGAUCCAUCAAAGCAUGUAUGUUGGGAUGGAAUGCACUUAACUGACGCGGUUUACAAGAUUAUUGCCCGUGGCUUGUUAGAAGGAUCAUAUGCCACUGCUCCAAUAGCUCAAGCUUGCCUUCAGCUGGAGCGAGGCGUCUCUCAACUCCAGCGUGUGGUUUAGCCGAAAGAAGAUAAUUGCGUUUCAACUGGACGGCAAUCGGAUCCUUGCCCGGCACGGAUUAUUGCCGAUUGUGUUGUUCCAUAUCAAGAAAACUACCUUCUUUUUGUAUUGUUUUCAUUCUCUAAUCUCUUUCUUACAAAAUAUUUUGUUGAUCCUGAUAUUUGUUAGCGAGGAACUCAAUUUUUGUUGUAGCUACUCGACACAAUCCAUGUCGUGCAAUCUAGUGUUGAUGCGUGCUAUUUUAAUUGGAGGUUGGACGGGAUUCUGUUUCUUGAA
Elaeis guineensis (African oil palm) is the source of this 1587-nucleotide messenger RNA. Its product is annotated as GDSL esterase/lipase At1g31550. Gene Ontology annotation, molecular function: hydrolase activity, acting on ester bonds. Lineage: Eukaryota; Viridiplantae; Streptophyta; Magnoliopsida; Arecales; Arecaceae. The record is from RefSeq and is a predicted model, not a curated record.